AUAUAUAUAUUUUCAUGUUUUGUUGACAUUGACAGUGUCUGAAGCCAAGGUGGAGAACGACGCGCUGCUGACAGACUGAGAAUUGGUGCAGGCGGAGAGAGGAGUAGGAUGUUCGACGAGGGACGAAAUGAUUUUUUUCUCGCUGGAGCCUGUAACGUAUCGAGGAGAGCGAAAGAAAGAGACGGGGAGACGUGUGAAGGGCGCUCAAACCGCGUAUAGAGAGACGGGGAGACGCGUGACUGUGCCGAUAGAGGGGAAUCGGUGUUACUCGUGGCACUGCUGGGAUUAGUGGUACGCGGGGACUGGUAUGUCGAUUGUGAGCAGCGUGCGGUUUAAGUUGAACGCGAAGGCCACGAUUGUAUGAUUGUUACGAGAGCGAGCGACGCUGACGCGUGCACAAGUCGAGCCGUGCAUCGCGGUACGGUGGUAGUCACGAAAGUGAACAGCAUUCCAAAGUGAAUGCACUCGCUGAACAUAUCCGAACACUCGAAUAGUGAACAUACUCUAUACAAGAUAAAUAAUAAUUCUUAUCUUUAGUCUCUUACUUUAGUGGUUUCAAUUUUAAUUUUGAAAUGACAAGGUGCAUUGUGAAUGGUGAAAGACUCGCUGUAACUGGUACAAUUCUUUGAAGAGGAAGAAUGUCGACAGCGAUGGCCUAAUCCUAAUGAUAAUUUCGUAAAAGAUAAUUAAUAUUCAAUUUCUUAUCGCUGGUUGAUUACCGAAUAAAACCAUCACCUGGAAAAUGAUCGCUAUUCUAUCUCUUCUUGGCCCCCUCAUGAUUUGUAAUCGCGGAUAAAAAGCUGAGAUUAUUUAAUUAAUGUUGAUAAAAUGAAUCGUAGAUGAAUCAUAGCGAGUGAUUCAAGCUGGACGAGAUUCUUCCGUGGAAUCUUCGGUCGCGUCGCAGCACAUAACAGAAAGGCGCCGCUCGCGAGGCAGGUGCACUCGGAACGAGAAGCGCGCGAAAGAAGACGAGUGCGAGGAGAAGGUGAAGAAAAGGCGAAAAAAAACGAGGAAGCAGAAGAAGAAGAAGAAGAAGAAGGAGAGUGCGGAAAUCGGUCGUCCAAAGAGUAGCGUGCGAGUGAGGCCCCCUACGGCGAUAAGGCGAGGCCCGGGUGUCGGUGGAGGGAACGACGUAUGUAUCGCGCGGGGCCGGUCGUGCGAACCGGGCCCGCUGUCGCCGCCGUUGCUACUCGUGAGAGAUCGCGCGCUGACCCAGAUUUCGGCGGGUCAAACCGGCGCGAGGAGGCCGCGGCGGACUUUCUGAAAUGGGACACGGCGCAGCCUGGAGCUAAAUUAGCCGCGAUGUCCAAUAAGAGUAAGUCCCAACCGCAGCAGCAGCCGCAGCCGCAGCACUAUCAGCAGCAGCAGCAGCAGCAGCAGCAGCCGCCGCAGCAUCAUCCUUCGCACGUGAUCAAGUCAGUGGAGCACCUACCGCCGCGCUAUCAGCCUCCACCACAGCCCACCAGCGGUAUCCUGAAGAAUCAUCUUCACUUCGCCAGCGGAACUACGUCGACGCCGAGCGCGGCUCAGGCCGGCAAUAAUCAAGGUCCGGGCGCGGCCUUGAACCAUCAUCAGAGCACGCAGCCGCGCACGUUGCUGCCGGCACCACCGUCAUCGCAACAUCAUCAUCAUCAUCAUCAACAGCAACAACAACAACAGCAACAUCAGUCGCAAUCGCAGCAACAAUCGCAGCAACAGCAGUUACCGAAGGAUGCGCAAAGCAAGUACUCGCCGAGGAUAGAGCAUCGUCAUCAUCAUCCCCAGCCGGCUAAUCCGCUGAUCGCUGCCGCGUCGGCGGCGGCGUCCAAGAGCCAACAGCAGUCGCAGCCGUCGACCUACCUUCAACAGCCCAAGCUCGGCCAAGGCGCAUACUUGCCACCCAGCAGCCAGUACCCGGCAGUAAACAACGGCCAGAGUGCGCCAGUCAGACAGAGAAUCAGCGACGACGAAUUCUUGCGACUUGGUCCCGUGGAGAUGCUCAAGUUUGUGCGGAAGACCGAGAGUGACAUCGCUAGGCUCGCCGCCGAGCAGAAUCGCCAGAUACAAAACUUGUUGAAUGAGCUGCGGUUGCUGAAGGAGGCCAACCAAAGGCUAAACGACGAUAACCAGGAACUGCGCGAUUUGUGCUGCUUUUUGGAUGACGACCGACAAAAGGGUCGCAAGCUGGCGAGAGAGUGGCAGAGAUUCGGCCGAUACACAGUGAGCGUUAUGCGACAAGAAGUCUCAGCUUAUCAGAAUAAGUUACGUCAACUGGAUAAUAAACAGCAAGAGUUGAUUAAGGAUAAUCUGGAGCUCAAGGAGCUGUGUCUGUAUCUCGAUGAGGAACGCGGCGGUGGUCAAAGGGACGACGGCGAUGGAUCGAGUUCGAGCACGAAUGCCGAGGAGACUGCGCCGCCGAGGCCAAGGCACACUUCCACAUUUAACGACCAAACGAUGCAGUACGUGAGAAAUUUGGAGCAACGGGUGAAGCAAUUAGAAGAAGAUAAAAGUGUUCUUCAAGCUCGUGCGCAAGGUUGGGAGCACCUACCAUCGGGCGAAGUUUGGGACAGCCCCGCGAGCCCGAACGACAAUACUCAUCUAGGAAGCCGACCAGAAGCCGUAGUGCGCGCUCUUCAAGUUCUCGAGGUCAGAGAACAAUUGGAAAGAGAAGAAGGUCACGACGGUGAGAAGGCGUUGGUUAGAGAAAUGUGUAAUGUCGUCUGGCGGAAAUUGGAGGAAGGUCCGCAAGCGAGGCAUUAACGUGCCAGAAAAACAAACUAUUUGUCAAUUUUUAAAUACUGUUAACAUAAAAUAAUAAGUUCUAACAUACGUUCAUGACGUAAAGAUAGUAUUAUAGCGGAUAAUGUGAACAAUAUUUUAUGUAGAUUUUUAUAUAAUUGUAAAAUAAUGUCGAUAUGAGAGUAUCGAUAAUACCUAUUUAUGUAAAUGUAACUUUCACAGAUUGUCUAUUAUAACAAAGUAUUUUUACAAA
This is a messenger RNA of Pogonomyrmex barbatus (red harvester ant), 2971 nucleotides long. It is a transcript of the gene Ccdc85, whose product is annotated as coiled-coil domain-containing protein 85. Lineage: Eukaryota; Metazoa; Arthropoda; Insecta; Hymenoptera; Formicidae. The record is from RefSeq and is a predicted model, not a curated record.